CCGCUAAACUAAAGCCGCUGCCUGUUGCCAUAGCGACAAGACCCGGAAAUACACCGUGAUCAGCUUACUACGUGUUUAUCAGAGGUAGAUAUGUCGGAGCCCGAGGAGCUGCCGCAGAGAGAACAGCGAGAGAGUACGAAGAAGAAGAAGAAAACGAAGCGGAGUGGGAAAAAGAAGAAGGAGCAGCGGGAAGGAGAGGAGCAGGUGGAGUUUGAGCAGGAGGUGCAGAGUGAGUGCGUUGUGCUGCAUGGGAUCUUCAAACUGGGCAAGAAGAGUCACGACGUCCUGCUCACCCGAACCAAACUGACCUGGACGCCUAUCAUCCCGGAGAACCCCACAGGUGAGACUGGUGUCCCACAGUCAGGUGAGGUGCUGCUGCAAGACAUAUUUGCAGUGAAGGUGAAGCGGAGGCGAGCUGCGGGCCAGGAGUCAGGGGGACCCGUGCUUGGUGUGGCUCUCUUCUGGUGUAGGAGGAAAGGGAGAAGGCUGGAGGAGGACACGCUGCACCUCCACAAUGCCUCCUCAGAACACACACACACCUGGUACAACACCCUGAAGGAGCUGCUCACAGGGUUCAGCAACCGUCCUACAAAUCUGAAGGUCUUCAUCAACCCUAGCAGCCACAAGAAGGAGGCCGUUCACAUCUACAGAGACCACGUGGCUCCUCUAUUCAAGAUGGCUGACAUCCGAACUGACAUCACAGUAACAGAGAGGAAGGGUCAUGCUCUCUCAGUGAUAAAGGAAUGCAAACUGGAUGAAUAUGAUGGGGUGGUGUGCGUCGGUGGAGAUGGUUCAGUUGCAGAGUUGUGUCAUGCUCUGGUCCUCAGAGCCCAGCUGGAUGCAGAUUCCCCAGAAAAACCAGUGAGAGCCGCACUGCCACUGGGAAUCAUCCCAGCUGGUUCCACAGAUGUGGUUUCCUGUUCUGUUCAUGGAGUCAGAGAUCCAGUCACUGCAGCCCUCCACAUCGUCUUGGGUCACCUGCAGCAGGUGGACAUGUGCAGCUUCUCGUCUCAUGGCCAAUUGGUGUGCUUCGGUUUCUCUGCCAUGUUUGGCUUUGGCGGGCGGAGUUUAGCGAGGGCAGAAAAGAAGAGAUGGAUGCCAUCGUCACGGCGGCGAGAGUAUGCUCUGGUUAAGACGCUGGCUAGGCUGAGACCGGAGGACUGUCAGCUCUCCUUUUUAUCAGCAAGGAAGUCAAACAGCAAUUUGUUUGUACAGCGAGAUAAGGACCAGGACCAAGACCAGGACCCAAAGUCCGAAGGGGAGGAGUCCUGGGUGACCAAUCAGGGCCUGUAUCUGAGCAUCAGCAUCAUGUCUAUCCCUUGCCUGAGUCCACACGCACCUCAAGGACUAGCUCCAAACACCAGUUUGGCAAAUGGCAGUGCAGCGCUGAUUGCGGUCGGAAACACCUCCAGGUCCGAGUUUAUUAAACACCUAAAGAGAUACAGCAGCUCUACUGGACAGUUCAACUUCUCCUUUGUGGAGACGCAUGCUGUGUCAGCAGUGAAGAUCCGCCCCUGCUCACUGAUUGGCUGUUCUGAGGAUGAGAGUGAAGAGGAGAGUGACUUGAAAACCACACCCUUCAUCCAUGCAGAAGGAACAACCUUCCCCUGGAACAUCGACGGAGAGCUGGUGGAAAUUGCUAAUGAAGUGCUCAUCAGAGUCCACCCAAGACUCAUCACUCUGUACGGCGAGGAGGUGGAAGAGGCCGAGUCAUCUGUCUCCUGCAGCUGCAUCUGAGAACAACAAGGGGGCGCUGAUCUGUGUGACACUCACCACGGUAACCAAAAUGACUCAACAGUGCUCUUUGUACAGACUCUGAACUCACAAUUUGAAACUUUGGUCAUCCGCCCAUGAUUUUAACGAUAUAUUCAUAGAGGAAAAAUAAAUAAAAUAAAAAAGCUCCUUUACUUUAAAGCUGUAUUAAUUUUAUAUUCUUUUUAUCAAAGUAUAAUGUGAAUAUUUUGUAAGUUUUAUUCAUGUAUCAGCUGCAGAACUGACCAAUGCACAUAAAAAUGGUUUAAUGUUUACAAUUUACUACAGUUUCAUUACCCAUUUCUCUCAGAUCAUGCGACUUUAAUUUCAUAUGUUGCUUUUUUACAUCCAGUUUUUGUUUCUGUGGCAGAGAACAAACUUGUUUAAUUUGUGUUCAAAAUCCAGUUUAUUUCACUUCCCAAAGGGUUCAUGUUUGAAUAAAGGUAUUAAUAGGUGACUUUUCUAUCUGUGCAGACGAUGGUGAAGCAAAAACAGACCUGAUGUAUGCAUGUAGAUUCUCAUUUUGACUCAAAUCAUACUGCGACUGGAAUAAAGUAUAAAAAUCAAGCUGUUUAAAUAGAAAAUCCUUUAUUUUAAUAGAAAAGUGUUGCUAAAAGCAGUGAGACUCUCCAGUGCAGAACAACUUCACAUAAGAACAUCAAAGUCACUUAUUAAAAUAUUAAAACACUCAGUGUGAAUCUGUGAGGUGCAUUUGUAUUAAACACACACCGGAGUGGAGGGCAGCAGCUAAGUGAACAGUCUAAAUGGAGACCGUUAACACAAUGCUUUUUUUUUUUUUUAAUGUAUUACUUGAACCAACAAGUUAUCAGUUUAAAAAGCCCAGGUGUCAAUUUUAGGAAGUAUGACUGAGAAAACUGACCACAUCAAACAUGUUUACUUAGUGUUUGUGAUGUGUUUGUUCAGAAGAUCAUUAGGCCUCCCACCUACCUCACACUGGUAGGAGUGGUUAACCUUAAAUGUGCUUUAUUUAAAAUGCAUCACGUUUAUGUUUUUUUCCUCUCUUGUUUUAUUUGUAUUAAUUUUAAUUUAAAGAACUCCCACAGGACAAACUUUUUCAUGGGCAUCACAUUGUGAUUGUUACCACAUUAAAAGAGCCUUCAUGCCUCAUUAUGUUUGAUUCUGUGUGUUUGACCCUCCUGGGCCCAAAAGGAGGAGGAGUGGAGGAGAAAUGCUCAUUUCUAGCUGCCCUGCGUGGUGCACUUGUGCUGAUCUGGCUGUACAUUGUUUUCAUUGUUUUUCCCUCCACAUACCAGCAUGGCUUCCUGUUUUCUUCUUCCCUGAAUGGCUUCCAAAGCAUCAGAGAAACUGUAAACAAGUGUGAAAUCAGGCUCACGGGGAGGUUAAGGAACCAUAGCACCAGGAGGCAGCACAGUGGAGGAUUCACUGUAGAAAGAUCCUGCAUUCUGCUCAUUUUUCAAUCCUCUGCCCUGAAAUUUCUAUUAAUCCUACAUCAAAACUGCCCUCAGUUUCCUCUAUUGUGAAGCAGUUUGCAAAAGCAAGAGGGUAGGUAAAAACAGAUAGCGCUAAUAAGCUGAUCAUGUCCUCCACGUUGGAGUAUCCAGCCAGUGGUCAACAUUGCUGGCUCAGUGAACUAACUUUGUGCAAAACAAAAAUGUGUGGAUUUGCAUCAGAUGAGCUGAUUGUGCCAUAAAAAUUUGCUGGUUUAAGCAGAGGAGACACAUCCCAAAACAAAUAGUGGGAGCCAAAAAACGGAGUGAUCACCCCUGUUACCAGCAAAUCCCAGCAGCCAUCACCUUCUUCCUCCAGCUGGACGACAUCCAGUGUGUGCCACAGGCGUCAAAUGAUGCAGCACAGCCAGUGAGUUAGCUCUUUGUGUGUUUGUGUGUGUGUGUGUGUG
Messenger RNA from Haplochromis burtoni (Burton's mouthbrooder), 3631 nucleotides. It is a transcript of the gene cerkl, whose product is annotated as ceramide kinase-like. The transcript has 15 exons. The coding region runs from base 91 to 1737 and encodes 548 amino acids. The record is from RefSeq and is a predicted model, not a curated record. Lineage: Eukaryota; Metazoa; Chordata; Actinopteri; Cichliformes; Cichlidae. Gene Ontology annotation, molecular function: kinase activity.